AUGGCCUACGUCUUUAAGCGAGUUUUAGAUGGACGCAAGGAACGCGUUCAAUUUGAUAAGAUCACAACAAGGAUCGACAAACUUUGCUACGGUCUCGACAUGAAUCAUGUGAACCCAAUUGAGGUCACUCAGAAAGUAGUUGCUGGUGUGUAUCAGGGCGUAACGACCGUUGAGCUCGAUAACCUCGCCUCGGAGACCGCUGCUUAUUUGACAACCAAGCAUCCCGAUUACGCGGUCCUCGCAGCACGUAUUGCUAUCUCCAACCUGCACAAAGAAACGAAGAAGAACUUCUCCCAAGUCAUCCACGAUCUGUACCAUUAUAUAAACCCCAAGAACGGACGCCCCGCUGGUAUGAUUUCUGAAGAAACCUACAACAUAGUGAAGGAGCACGCGGAAACAUUCGACUCCGCCAUCAUCUAUAAUCGUGAUUUCCAUUACAACUACUUUGGUUUCAAAACCCUUGAACGCUCUUACCUCCUUCGCAUCAAUGGACGCGUCGCGGAGCGCCCACAACAUAUGAUCAUGCGUGUGGCUGUUGGCAUACACGGAGCUGAUAUCGACCGCGUUAUCGAGACAUACAACCUCAUGUCGGAGCGAUACUUCACGCAUGCUUCUCCUACUCUGUUCAAUGCUGGUACUCCCCACCCACAGCUUAGCUCGUGCUUCUUGGUCUGCAUGAAGGACGACUCCAUAGAGGGAAUCUACGACACUUUGAAGAGUUGUGCUAUGAUUAGCAAGACAGCUGGUGGAAUUGGGCUCAACAUCCACUGCAUUCGAGCCACUGGAUCUUACAUUGCUGGCACCAACGGCUACUCGAACGGCAUUGUACCAAUGCUUCGGGCGUAUGAUGCCACAGCUCGAUAUGUUGACCAGGGAGGUAACAAGCGCCCUGGCGCAUUUGCUAUCUACCUCGAGCCAUGGCACGCCGAUGUCUUCGACUUCCUCGACUUGAGGAAGAACCACGGGAAGGAAGAAUCUCGUGCUCGUGACCUUUUCUACGCGUUGUGGAUCCCUGACCUUUUCAUGCAACGCGUGGAGGCCAAUGAAGACUGGUCCUUGUUUUGCCCCAACGAGGCCCCAGGCCUACACGAAGUACACAGUGAUGAGUUCGUCGCUCUGUACGAGAAAUACGAGAAGGAGGGACGCGCAAGGAAGACCGUUCCGGCUCAAAAGCUGUGGUACGCUAUUCUCGAGUCACAGAUUGAAACCGGGGGUCCCUUCAUGCUCUACAAGGAUGCCGCCAAUCGCAAAUCUAACCAACAGAAUCUCGGCACCAUCAAGUCCUCCAAUCUUUGCACGGAGAUCAUCGAGUACUCCUCGCCGGACGAGACUGCUGUUUGCAACCUAGCGUCCCUUGCACUCCCAUCUUUCAUCUCCAAGGGUACAUACAACUUCCAGAAGCUACACGACGUCGCCAAAGUCGUCGCGUUUAACCUCAACCGUAUCAUCGACAUCAACUACUAUCCCGUACCCGAGGCACGUAAGUCGAACAUGCGCCACCGCCCCAUCGGCAUUGGUGUGCAAGGCCUCGCCGACGCGUUCAUGGCUCUCGGCAUCCCCUUCGAUUCGCCCGCUGCCAGAGAGUUGAACCAGCAAAUCUUUGAGACCAUCUAUCAUGCCGGUCUCGAGGCUAGCUGCGAAAUGGCGGAGAAGGAAGGCGCUUACGAGACGUACGAAGGCAGUCCUGCCUCUCAAGGGAAACUACAAUACGACCUCUGGGGCGUCACCCCCACGGAUCUCUGGGACUGGGCUUCGUUGAAGGCGAAGAUUGCCAAGCACGGGUUGCGGAACUCGCUCAUUGCUGCUCCUAUGCCUACGGCUUCUACUAGUCAAAUACUUGGCUUCAAUGAGUGCUUCGAGCCUUACACGAGCAAUAUUUAUACACGUCGUGUCCUUGCUGGUGAAUUCCAAGUGGUCUGCCCCUGGCUCCUCAGAGAGCUGGUCGACCUUGGCCUCUGGAACGACCAGAUGAAGAACAUGAUCAUUGCGCACAACGGUUCGGUCCAGAACAUCCCACAAAUUCCCGAUCGCGUCAAGGCUAUCUACAAGACCGUCUGGGAGAUCAGCCAGAAGAAGGUACUGGACCUCGCUGCCGACCGAGGAGCGUUCAUCUGUCAAAGCCAGAGUCUCAACAUCCAUCUCCAAGCGCCUACUCUAGGCCAACUAACUAGCAUGCACUUCUACGGCUGGAAGAAGGGUCUGAAGACGGGGAUGUACUACCUCCGAACGCGCCCUGCUGCCCAAGCUAUCCAGUUCACGGUAGAUCAGUCUGUGCUCCAAGAUGCAAAGAAGCAACAGGCGGCUGGACGCUCAACUACCCUAUCUACGACCGCCAAUGGAACUGGUCUCCGAACCCCUGUGACGCCGUCUUCGACUUCGCCCGUUCGUGCCGCCUCGUAUGUAUCGACGACCGUCGCUUCGUCUUCCAGCACGUCGGCGGCGGUGGCGACUACUACUACGAUCACGGAAAGCGUGGCGGAGCUGAAUCUGGACGAGAAGACGCGGAAGGCUGCUGAAGCGGAUCCCGAGUUCGCCGCCGCUCUCCAGCGACAGAAGGAACGAGAGCUGGAGGAGGCCAAGCUACUUUGCUCGAUAGAGAACAAGGAAGCAUGCCUCAUGUGCUCUGGCUGA
Molecule: messenger RNA, 2631 nt
Organism: Pleurotus ostreatus (oyster mushroom)
Lineage: Eukaryota; Fungi; Basidiomycota; Agaricomycetes; Agaricales; Pleurotaceae
Gene: CDC22
Product: ribonucleoside reductase large subunit Cdc22
Exons: 12
Coding region: 1-2631 (876 amino acids)
Biological process (GO): DNA replication; deoxyribonucleotide biosynthetic process
Cellular component (GO): ribonucleoside-diphosphate reductase complex
Molecular function (GO): ATP binding; ribonucleoside-diphosphate reductase activity, thioredoxin disulfide as acceptor
Source: RefSeq, a predicted model, not a curated record